GUUUUUGAAAGCUAUUCAUUCGUUCACUGUUGUUUUUGUUAUAUAUGUUUUAUUUGAUACAAUAUAAUUUAAUUAUAUAAUUUUUUCAUAAUAUCAGGAGCUACUGCUGCUCUCCUCUUCUCUUCUCCUCUUUCGUCUUCUUAAAACCAACCAAUCUGUUUUUUUUUUUUUUUUUUGGUUUUGGUUUUGGUUUUUGCUUUCUGAAAAUCAGACCAUAAAAAAAAUCAUCUGCUGAUUCCUUGCCUUUCUGGACAUGGAUGACUUCCAUACCUUAACAAUCACACCUCGUCAACAACAUAAGCACAACCUUUCCAUGUUCUGCCUCCGGGGAUUGUUUCACCAGGUCAAAGCAUUUCAUGUUAUUCUGGUUCUGUCAUGUACCCUUUCAUGCUUUUCUAUGUGCGGACCGUGCUUGACGAAUGGAUUGCAGAAACCAGCAGAAUAUGAUUCAUGUGGGUCCUAUGGAGAUAAUGGUGCUGUGGGAUUUCAAGAUAUUAGCGUUGGUGAUGCUAGUUUGGGCUAUGCAGCAGGAAGUUCUAUGACCCUUCUAAAUUUUGAGAAUAUUUGUACCAAUUCUCAUUCAUUCUGCUUCCUUUCAACAUUACCUGGUUUUUCAUCAAAAGAGCACAAGCUUAAAGUAGCUUCUUUAGAAGUUUCUGGGAGUCCGUCUGAUGGUUCAUUAUUUGUAGGAUCAAUUCAGGGUAGCAGUUGGGCAGAGAACAAGAGCUGGUCAUUGGAUUAUGGUAUGUUCCGGUUAUUAAAUGGCCAGAUUGUUUCCUGUUCUAUGAACUCUAGAGAAGAUGUUGAUGAGUUAUCAUCAAUGCAAACCAAUAGUUGUGACCAAUGCGAUCCUUCUUCAUGUAAAGGUCCUUUAUUAACUCAGAAGAGAACAAGUGUCAGGCUGAGGAAAAAGUCUGAGAUGAUGAAAUCUAGUUCUUUUGAUGCUUCUCCUCCCAAUGUAGAAAUUAGUCCUCCUGUACUUGAUUGGGGGCAGAGGCAUUUAUAUUUUCCCUCAGUAGCAUCCUUAACAGUGGCAAAUACUUGUAAUGACAGCAUUUUACAUGUCUACGAACCAUUUAGCACUGAUACACAAUUCUAUCCCUGCAAUUUUAGUGAGGUUUUGUUAGGACCAGGUGAAGUAGCUUCAAUUUGUUUUGUGUUUUUGCCUAGGUGGUUGGGUUUGUCCUCAGCUCAUCUGAUCUUGCAAACGAGCUCUGGUGGAUUCCUGGUACAGGUUAAGGGCUAUGCAGUUGAGUCGCCAUACAAUAUUAGUCCUUUAUCCAGCCUGGAUGCUCCUUCUAGUGGACGGUUGAGGAAGAAUUUUUCUUUGUUGAACCCUUUUGAUGAAAUCCUCUACGUGAAGGAAGUAAAUGCAUGGAUAUCAGUUUCUCAAGGGAAUAUUUCGCAUAACACUGAAGCAACCUGCAGUUUAGAAAAUUUGGGAGGUCUUGAUGGGCUCAGCCACUUUGGUGUUAAGGAUUGGUUGGUUGUUAGAAGCGCACAAAAUGGUUUUCCAUGGAUGGCUAUGAGGCCCCAAGAAAAUUGGGAGAUUGGUCCUCAUAGCAGUGAAACCAUUAUGGAGAUAGACUUCUCAGUUGAAUCUGAAGGAAAUGUUUUCGGUGCUUUUUGUAUGCAGUUGCUAAGGUCCUCUCAAGACAGGUCCGACACUGUUAUGUUUCCUCUUGAACUUGAACUGGAUAGAAAAGUAGCAUACAAUGGCAUUUCUGGUUCAGUUUCUUUUGAAACUCUGGUUCCAUAUGAUGUUGGCAACACUGUUGUUGUUGCUAUCGCACUGAGAAAUAGAGCUCCUCAUGUGUCAAGUGUUGUCAAAAUCAGUGAAGUUGCAGCAGCAAAGGUUUUCCAGAUCAAGUACAUUGAAGGACUGUUGCUUUUCCCCAGCACUGUCACACAAGUUGCUACAGUUACAUGUACUCAGCUACUUGUUGAAUUACAUGAUUCUCCAACUGAAAUGUCAAAUAUGAACAAAGACUGCAAACUAAUUUUACUGACAAAUGACUCCAGUACUCAGAUUGAAAUUCCUUGCCAGGAUAUAUUCCAUGUUUGUUUGAGACGUCAAAAGGAUUCAUUUAUUGGAUACGACAAUCACUCUGACGGGGCUGAAACUGGAAAUAGAAGGACAGGGUCAUUGGGCAGUGGCAAGCAGUCGCUGUCAGAGAUUAAGGCAUUGGAGAUAGCAGAAGCAGAUGAAUUUGUACUGGGUAAUUGGAAAUCUCAAGGUACCACAAGUGGCAUGUCUGUGCUUGAUGAUCAUGAGGUGUUGUUCCCAAUGGUUCAGGUUGGAACUUAUCACCCUAGGUGGAUCACUGUAAAGAAUCCUAGUGAACAUCCAGUUGUAAUGCAGCUCAUUCUUAACUCAGGAGAAAUUAUUGAUGAGUGUAGGGGCACAGAUGGUUCUUUGGAGCCCCCUUCAUCGAAUAUUUUUGUCCAUACUGAAUUGACUCCUCCUACUAGGUAUGGAUUCUCAAUGGCAGAGAGUGCACUAACAGAAGCUUAUGUUCACCCUUAUGGUAAAGCAUAUUUUGGGCCAAUAUUCUUUUACCCUUCAAAUCGCUGUGGGUGGAGAAGUUCAGCCCUGAUAAGAAAUAAUCUUUCUGGUGUGGAGUGGUUAUCUUUGAGAGGAUUUGGAGGGUCACUUUCCCUAGUCCUGCUUGAUGGUUCAGAGCCUGUUCAGAGCAUAGAAUUUAAUCUGAACUUGCCAAUGCCCCUAAAUAUCUCUCGUAUGGAUGGGCUAUUUAACAUGGAAGAGACUACUUAUAUUUGUUCUGUGCCCUGGUCUAAAGAGCUGUAUGCCAAGAACAUGGGAGACUUGCCACUUGAGGUGAAAAGUAUUGAAGUUUCUGGGUCUGAGUGUGGGUUGGAUGGAUUUAUGGUUCAUGCUUGUAAAGGAUUUUCUCUUGAACCUGGGGAGUCAACAAAGCUUCUGAUCUCAUACCAGUCUGAUUUUUCCGCAGCUAUGGUGCACAGAGAUCUUGAACUGGCCUUGGCUAGUGGAAUUCUUGUAAUACCCAUAAAGGCAAGUCUUCCUUUGUACAUGUACAAUCUCUGUAAAAAAUCAAUAUUCUGGAUGCGGUUGAAGAAAUUCUCUGCAGCAGUCCUCCUCGCCGCUUCCUUAAUGAUUCUGAUAUUCUGUUGCAUAUUUCCCCAAGUGAUUGCUUUUGGCUCCCAGGAUUACUAUUUUAACAGCAAGGAAAGCUCCUCUACUACAGUAGGAAGUGCAGGAAAAGCUUCUCGUAUGCAUCGUAACCAGAGAAAGAUUAAGUUCUCUGAGUCUAGGGGAAUGGACAGUGUGUUAUCGUCUGUGCAUCGUAACCAGAGAAAGAGUAAGUUCUCUGAGUCUAGGGGAAUGGACAGUUUGUUAUCAUCUGUCGGGGAAGACAAGGCCUCUAAUCAGGAAUCUAUUGGUAAAUAUGCUGAUGGUCAUGAUGGAGCCUUAGAACAGGGGCUAACCAUUAAGAAUUUGGCAUCAACUCUAGAAAAUCACAAGCAAGGUAACACUUUGUCAUGUGCUGAAGAGGACAAAUCUGUAGCGGUUGAGAAUUCUGAUACACUCAAUGCUCCCCAACCUCCCAACCUUACAGUCAGGACCGGAAAAGAGAAAGGAAGAAGGCGAAGGAGGAGGAAGGGUGUUAGUGCAUGUUUAACAGGACUGCUUGAAGUUUCGAGUAGUCAAAGUGGAAAUUCUACACCUUCAUCUCCUUUGUCGCCUGUAUCCGCAACACCCAAUCGACUGUGGUCGCCAUCUUCUGACGUGGAAAGUGUUGGGGUUAGAAAUCCAUUCACUCUAGCGGCAUGCCAACAGUUUGAGAGGUUUCAAGUUUCUAAAUCUGCUUCCAAGACGGUUGUCGUGGAGCCCAAAGGUUCAAUUAAAUACCACGGUUACAACUACUUUUCGGCUACUCAAGAGCGACCUUCAGUGCCCAACAAGACCUUUAAUACACCUUCUGCUGCCUUUCCUUGUUCUGGUGGUGCUGCCCCCACUCUGCAUUACUCUUCUCCCUUGUCAUCAACAUCAACAAUUGCACCUAUUGUGCGAGCUCCUGGGGCAAAACUUUUAAACCAAAGAAGUGUUGAAGUAGAUGAAAAGGUGGGGGAUGAAUAUACAUAUGAUAUCUGGGGUGACCAUUUUUCUGGUCUCCUUUUAGCGGGUAGUCCAAAGGAUACAACCAUGAAAACAAUAGGAACAGAAGGCAAUUCCGAUACCUUCUUUGUAAGGGGUCCACAAGCCCUCAUGGAAAAAUCUCAACCAAAAUCUGUGAGUUCCUUUCACCAAGAGGGUUAAUAAAAUUUUAUUAAAUAAUUAAAAUA
Populus nigra (black poplar) is the source of this 4326-nucleotide messenger RNA. RefSeq lists its product as uncharacterized. The transcript has 3 exons. The record is from RefSeq and is a predicted model, not a curated record. Bases 254 to 4300 code for a protein of 1348 amino acids. NCBI's taxonomy places the organism in Eukaryota, Viridiplantae, Streptophyta, Magnoliopsida, Malpighiales, Salicaceae. Gene Ontology annotation, cellular component: membrane.